CUUAUAUGAUAACAAAAUGGCCGCGCUCAUGAAAAAGUGGACAAAAACAUACAUGUAUACAGGAUGUUUGCUUAAGCAUAGUUUAUUGUAUUUUAGGUCAGAUAAGAUGGUAAGAAAUAGCAGCACAUCACCAAUGAAUAUGUUAGAUCUAACAAAAAGAGGACUCUUUGAAAGUGUUUUUCCUGAUCAAAGAAUUCCUGAUCUACCAAGGCUGCUCUCAAGUCCCCAAUCAAUAUACUGUGGGUUUGAUCCCACAGCCGAUAGUCUUCAUAUUGGCAAUUUAUUGUCUCUAAUUGCUCUUAUACAUGGUCAGAGGGCAGGACAUAAUCCAAUUGCAGUGAUAGGAGGUGCCACUGUUGUUAUUGGUGAUCCCAGUGGGAAAACCAAAGACAGAGAGCCUAUUCAAGCAGAAGUUAUAGAGAACAAUGUAAUUGCUCUGAUGGAGAACGUCAACCGUAUUGUUCACAAUCAUGAACAAUAUAUUUGCCGGGAUAAAAAGCCUUUACCUAAAUUCAGAAUACUCAAUAACAAGGAAUGGUACUCCGAUCAAAAUGUCAUUACAUUUUUGGCAACAGUUGGAAGACAGUUUAGAGUUGGAGAGAUGAUAGCUAAGCAUAGUGUAAAAAGCCGCCUAAACAGUAAACAAGGAAUCAGUUGUACAGAAUUUAUGUAUCAAGUUUUUCAAGCUUAUGACUGGUUGCAUUUAUACAGAAAUUACAACUGCAGUAUUCAAAUUGGAGGUGGAGAUCAAAUGGGUAACAUCUCAUCUGGGUUUGACCUCAUUGACAAAGUAACAAAAAAACAAGUAUUUGGUUUACUUGUACCACUUUUGUUAACAUCUGGUGGUGAAAAGUUGGGCAAAUCUUCAGGCAAUUCAUUAUGGCUAGAUCCUACAAAAACUUCACCAUAUGAACUUUACCAAUAUUUUUUUAACAUUGCUGACUCAGAUGUGGAAAGAUACCUGAAGUUGUUUACUUUUCUCCCUCUUAGUGAAAUUGAAGCAAUUAUGGAGAAGCAAAAUAGAUCACCAGAACAGAGACAUGCACAGAGAAAAUUGGGGGAACAGGUCACCUUGCUGGUGCAUGGAGAAGAUGGUAUUGAUUCUGCUUUGAAGUGCACAGAGGUUUUGUUUGGUGAUGCUGUACCUGCUAUUGCCUCCAUGAAGCUAACAGAUUUACAACAGCUGUUUAAAAAUGCUUCAACCUCAGAGCUGAUAUAUGAUCCAGAAAUGACAGUUUUUGAAUUGUGUGUGAAAAUAAAAUGUUUCAAGCGUGAAGGAGAUGUAGAGAGGACCAUAAAAGAAGGGGGAGUCUAUAUAAAUCAACAAAGAUUUACCGAACCCUACCAUAUACUUAGAGAAAGGGAGCAUAUUUUGCCUAAUAAUAUAACUCUGGUUAGAGUAGGGAAAAAAACCUACCAUGUUGUACAUUGGCUUAUGAGGUAAUUAAGGCAAGAUUUAAAAAGAAUGUGAAUGUUAGAAAAGUUUUCUCGAAUGGAUUUCUAGAUGCAAAAUGUGUAUGCUCCAAAAUAAAAUUAUAAAUUGUUGCUAUUGGGAAUUUUAACACUAAUAGUUUAUUGCCAAAUCUAGCAAAUAAAAAUACAUAUUACUUCUGUAUAUUCUGUUCUGUAUAUUUAUUUCUUAAAUAUUAUUAGGGCAUUAUGUAGACACUAUUUUGAAAUAUAACUGAUCUUAUAAUAGACAUGAAAAUGGUCACAUUUAAACUCUGUGUUGCUCUUUCUAAAUUAAAAAAAAAAUUCACAAUAAUUUUAUUUUUCUGAAUGUGUCAUAUUGUAAGACAAGUCUAGUUAUAUAAUGAUUAUUUUUUAUUAAUUAUUUUUAAAAAGAAAAGUUUAAAUAAA
Messenger RNA from Physella acuta, 1860 nucleotides. Its product is annotated as tyrosine--tRNA ligase, mitochondrial. Gene Ontology annotation, biological process: tyrosyl-tRNA aminoacylation. Lineage: Eukaryota; Metazoa; Mollusca; Gastropoda; Physidae. Gene Ontology annotation, molecular function: tyrosine-tRNA ligase activity; ATP binding; RNA binding. Gene Ontology annotation, cellular component: mitochondrion; cytosol. The record is from RefSeq and is a predicted model, not a curated record.